CACCGGAAGAGGAGCUCCAGGAUAAGAUGGCAGACACAGUGAACGUCGGCGUGAAUCUGGACGCGUUUAAUCACGCGAUCAGCGGUGUGCACGCGCUCCGGUCCAGUGUCACGCGCGUGUUCGAGUGUCUCCGGGACGGACUCAAGCAUCGGGACUCGAUCGAGACUCGAGAGAAGCAGUUUGUACAGGAGUUUCAAGAGCAUCUCCAGGCUGUGAACAGGGAUCUAAAUGAGUUGGAGCGCCUCAGCGGAUUGGUCGGUCGGCCAUCAGAGUCCCAUCCCCUCCACAACAGCGGUCUCCUAAGUCUAGACCCAGUCCAAGACAAGACCCCCCUGUACUCACAGCUCCUGCAGGCCUACAAGUGGUCCAACAAGCUCCAGUUCCACGCAGGUCUGGCCUCCAGUUUGUUGAACCAGCAGUCACUCAAACGCUCGGCCAAUCAGAUGGGAGCAUCAGCCAAGAGGCGACCCAAAGUCCAGCCCUCCACAUUAGUGCUACCCCCACAAUAUGUGGACGAUGUGAUCUCCAGAAUCGGGCGCAUGUUUCCGGAUUUGUCCAUAGAACUGUUCCGACCCAACGGCACAUCUGCAGUUCUGCUGGUGAGUCUGGGGAAGGUGCUGAAAGCCGUGGUGGUGAUGAGGUCACUGUUCAUUGACAGAACCAUCGUCAGGGGCUUCAACGAAAACCACUACAGCGCUGACGGAAAGCUCGACCUUUGGACCAAAUCCCAGUACCAGGUCUUCCAGAAGGUGACGGACCAUGCAACCACAGCUCUGCUCCACUAUCAGCUGCCUCAGAUGCCCGACGUCGUGGUCCGCUCGUUUAUGACGUGGUUGCGCAGUUACAUAAAGCUCUUCCAGUCACCGUGCCAACGUUGCGGACGCUUCCUUCAGGACGGUCUGCCCCCGACGUGGAGAGACUUCAGGACCCUCGAGGCCUUCCACGACACCUGCCGCAUGUAGCCCCGCCCCCUUCACCUGCCGCAUCCCCUUAGAAAGGGGUGUCCAUGCUGUGGCCCUCAGAUCAUACAGUACUUUUUACUACAAAUUAAGGAUGGGUAUCGAUGGCGGAGUUCUGAGGCGGCGGAGUUCUGAGGCGGCGGAGUUCUGAGGCGGCGGAGUUCUGAGGCGGCGGAGUUCUGAGGCGGCGGAGUUCUGAGGCGGAGGGCUCAGCGGCGGAGUUCUGAGGUGGAGUUCUGAAGCAGAGGGCUCGGCAGGACAGUUCUCAGGCAGUUCUGCUCUCUGUGAUUGAAAAGACUCUUAUUUUCUGCUUCAUGAGUUUGUAAAUUAAUGUGAAUAAACGUUUUGUACUGCUUCUGU
Molecule: messenger RNA, 1319 nt
Organism: Periophthalmus magnuspinnatus
Lineage: Eukaryota; Metazoa; Chordata; Actinopteri; Gobiiformes; Gobiidae
Gene: med27
Product: mediator complex subunit 27
Exons: 8
Coding region: 27-962 (311 amino acids)
Biological process (GO): regulation of transcription by RNA polymerase II
Cellular component (GO): mediator complex
Molecular function (GO): transcription coactivator activity
Source: RefSeq, a predicted model, not a curated record